Drosophila eugracilis is the source of this 1249-nucleotide messenger RNA. RefSeq names its product dr1-associated corepressor (gene NC2alpha). Gene Ontology annotation, biological process: negative regulation of transcription by RNA polymerase II; positive regulation of transcription by RNA polymerase II; transcription by RNA polymerase II. Lineage: Eukaryota; Metazoa; Arthropoda; Insecta; Diptera; Drosophilidae. The coding region runs from base 118 to 1134 and encodes 338 amino acids. The record is from RefSeq and is a predicted model, not a curated record. Gene Ontology annotation, cellular component: nucleus; negative cofactor 2 complex. Gene Ontology annotation, molecular function: transcription corepressor activity; protein heterodimerization activity; transcription coactivator activity. The transcript is spliced from 2 exons.
GCCAUUCACACAUCAAAGCCGACAUUUGGGCACCAAGGAACUGUUCUUGUGUAAAAAACACACACACAUUUGAUUUAUUUCGCUAGGACUCUCGACGAUUACUUCACAAAUAGAAAAAUGCCAUCGAAAAAGAAAAAAUACAACGCACGCUUUCCAGCGGGCCGCAUCAAGAAGAUAAUGCAGAGCGACGAGGAAAUCGGGAAAGUGGCCCAGGCGGUGCCCGUUAUCAUCUCGCGCACGCUUGAGCUCUUUGUGGAAUCGCUGCUAACCAAGACGCUGCGCAUCACAAAUGCGCGUAACGCCAAGACACUAUCGCCAUCGCACAUGAGGCAGUGCAUCGUGUCGGAGAAGCGUUUUGAUUUUCUCAAAGAGCUGGUCCGGAAUAUACCUGAUAUCAGUGUGGCCGAGGAGGCAGCUUACAACGAGGACGACGUGCUGCGCAGCUCUCCUGAGGACCAGUAUCCCGAUUCGGACACGCCAUAUGAUCUUAGCCUGCCAUCGACAUCUAUGCGCUCGCAGGCGAAUGGAACCGCCGCCUAUAUGCGCUCCAUGAGUCUGAAUAAUGGAGCUGGAGCAGUAGGAGGUGCCGCCACCAAGCGACAGUUCCAGCCGCAGCACACCGCCCAUCCAAAUCCCACCACCCUGCCCGCCAAGUUGGCCCGGUCCGAAUCCACGCCAGCAUACCCGACCCGCGGCAGGCCGCCCAACCACCUCAAGAAACAGUCGGUGCAGCUCGAUACUGCCAUACCUGCCCCGAUCUGCAACUAUGAACUUAACAAGCCCAUUGUCAAGAUCGAUUACAGCCACGUACAGAUGCCAACGGCGAACCUGUGCACACCGGAGGCUUCCGAUUCUGGCUCGGGGUCUGGUGCUGGAUCUGGGGCUUUCAACUUCGACAUCGCUGCUCCGGUUAUCAAUAUCGAUCUAACGAAUAUCGUAGCCGCCGGAGCGGCGGGCAGCAGAAUGCCCCCCACCACCUCGAUUGGAUUCGCAGCGGCCACGCCGGCGGAUAACAACAACGUGAACCAAAUGGCUGGAAAGAGCAGCGCUCCCAUCAUUCCAAAGGCCACCGCGGCAUCAGCGACCACUACUGAAACCGUUUUCGAAUUAGACGAAGACUAUGACAAUAUCUGAUUAGGAUCUAUGUGAAUGCGCUUUUAAAUUAUUGAUACAUUAAUAUGUACUUUAGAUCUAAGUAAUCACAAUAACUUUUUUUGCAAAAUAAAGACCAUGCUGGAUUUUAAGCUGA